Rodentolepis nana is the source of this 1248-nucleotide messenger RNA. The record is from the annotation of a GenBank genome assembly. NCBI's taxonomy places the organism in Eukaryota, Metazoa, Platyhelminthes, Cestoda, Cyclophyllidea, Hymenolepididae.
CAUUUCGCUACCAAACAUUCCGGUUCACGCUGUCUUCUUUCUGAUAUUUCGGCCACUUCUAAGAGUACGCCUGCGGUUGUCGAAAAUAUCCCGGGUUCUUAUCGCGAUCCUAUUGAGGCAGUUAAGGCGGAGUCCAGUGAAGAAUCAACAAGUUCGGAAUCUGAGCAAAGUUCAGAGGAUUCCCAUUGUUCGAGAAAAGCAAAAGGACCUGCUCGAAAGCACUAUGGCCACCCACGGACCGUCCAAAGACCUAGUCAGCCUCUGGAAAUUGAAUUUGACUAUGUUCCAAGGUUACCGCAAGCACCUUUGCCUAGUGUUAAGUUGCUUCAACUGGGGAAGGUGACUGCAUUUUUUGACGGUGUAGUUGUAAUUCGAUCCGUUCCCGGAGUCCCGGCUUUGGACAGAGAUUCAGCACUUUACUUCGCCGAUCGAAGACCUAUGGGACUCGUUUAUGAUAUAAUUGGCCAAGUAAAACAGCCCUCUUAUGUGGUUAUCUACGAGAAUCGAAGACAAACUUCAGAAAAGAGAAAAGGAAAAGCGUCGACUGCCGCACAAGAGAUUCCUCCCUGUCCUGUAAAAAUAGAGGUUGACGUGAAGGUUGGAGAUGAAAUCUACUAUGCNCCGUUAGAGGAAUUCUACUCAGACGACGAGGAGGAAAGGAAAGCAAAAGGCAUAAAGCAACCACAAAUGAAGGCGACGAAAGGCGUACCUAGAGGAGGUGGGAGAGGUCGUGCUGUUAAACGAAAUCACUUAUCCCAGCCAGUUCUACCUCAAUCUGUAAACCAGAUCCCACAGCCUCAACAACGGCUGCAAGCCUAUCAGUCUUACAGCGACUUCUGUCGACAGCGGUUUGGAGGUCCAUCGAGUACCUACCAAUUUGGAGGUGGCGGUGAACAGGUUCGAUUUGCUCAAUCACAAUUGAGUGGAUCAUUUGGGAUGAUGCCUCCACCACAGCAGCAGCAGCAGGGACUACUUCCAGACAUGUCAUUUUGGCAACCGGGGCAGGUUAACUUCCCUCCCGAUAUGGGUCAUCGAUUUCCUUUUCCGUCUAACAAUUAUUCCAUGGGUCAUGCACAGUCGAUGCCACCAACGCAAAGUGGGCCUCAUCGUUAUGGCUAUCCUAAUCCUAAUUCCCCUCCUCCUUCACACAUGCUUCCUUCACCCUAUGUUCCGAGGCCACCUACACAACCUCCACCUCCACGACCUUACCCACCAUCAGGAAACUAUAGGGGGUUUUGGCCGAGCUGA